AACGUUCAGAUCCAGAUAUAGUCGGAAGGAGUAACCAUGGCCGACUCAGCCGGCGGCGAUGCGGCUCCGAGCCAGGGGUGGAGUGCGAACUCCGGUCUGCCUCGAGUUUCAUCACCCCAGCCGCAGCUCCUUCAUCAAGCCGAAGUACCGGUGGGCGUCGUGGCAGUGGACGAAUCCACCUCAACCUCGGGACAGAUGGGUUUCCGCCAUUAAUGGCGGUUUGGAGCUCAUAAAGGUGUGUAUUUCGGAGUUCCAACCACCGUACUCCGUAUACUAUUGCUCUGCUGCGACCACGAUCCCCUCUGACCGCCCGUGCUCUGCUGCAACCACCAUACCGCCGGCAGAAGGUGGUCGGCGUAUGAGCUACGUCCGAGUUGAUAGAGGGAGCUCCACCUGCCUUCUUAGAGAUACACUGUAUAUAAUGAAUAUGGCCCUCAGAAGACCACGUCUGCGUGUUUGGAGCCAAGCAAUGGGGGGCCACCUUCUUUGGGGAGUUUUGACCAAGUCACAAUAUGUUGGAAGCUCAAUUUGAUCAAGUCAGACCUUUUCAUCUAACCGAAACUUAUCUCCAAGAGCUAAGUAUCACAUAUGCUCCCUCAUUCACAUGUUAAUUAAGUUUCAAUAAUGUUAUUGCUAUUAAUUAUUAUCACAUUAUUUAAUAGGGAUAAAAGUAUCCCGAACUUAAAUAAUGUCGAGCAUGGCUCAAGUGAGUAACGCUCUUGUGGUAAUAAUUACUUUUCACCGUCAUUUUAAUUAAUGAUUGGUUGUUAUGGGCCCGUCGGCCCGCUCCUGAUCGGCUUUAAUUAGCGAGCGGAGUAUACUUGAAUGGCCUUUGAUAGGGAAAUAUCAUUGUUAUUACCUGUUACAUCAUUAUUAUUUAUUAGGGAUAAAAUGUCCCGAAUUAAAUAAUGUGGAGCGAAGCUCUGGUGAUGGUUGGUUCAGCCAACAUUUUAUUGAAUAUUUAAUUUCUUAUGGGCCUGUUGGCCCACUCUCGAUCAGCUUGAUUAAGCGGUCCGAGCGUCUCCAGAAGGGCGAUGUCCCGAUGACGCGUUUUAAUUUGAGGGUUGCACGUUAGUCCGCACGGCACCAAGUGCUCGAGCGACGAUCGUACCCUAGUACAAUCUACGCCAUUAGGCGCAAAGUGACUAUUGCCGAACGUGGCCUAUGGGGCCCGAGGGCACCAAAGCACUCAACCUCGUUUUUCUGAGGUCAGUGCGACCAACUUGGGUCUGAAUUUGAAAACUCACGGACCGAUGAAUAUCUCUAUGUGACGUUCGGCGGGCUGCCAGUUGGCCCCGCCGCGAGCUGCUACAUCCAUUAGUCCCGCACGAUGAGCCGGGCCAAGGGUCACGAUGACCCAUGUGGAUGUUGAUGAGGAAGCCAUGCAGAUGGUUAUGUGUGCAUAUUUAUUGUCGGGCCAUACGGCCCGUUACCAUGCUCAUUGCGCAGCUGAAGCCGCUCGACGCGCUCGAGCGGAAUGAUUAAAAGACGCUCGGCCCGAGUCUUGAAGACGCUCAGGGCCAGCUAAAGAGGAGACCAUCACGGCUGAGGACCGUGAGACGAGCAUCUCCACCUAGAGGCUGAGGGCCUAGAGGAGACCACCACGGUUGAGAACCGUGGGACGAGCAUCUCCACCCCAGAGACCGAUGGCCUAGGAAGAACACCUAGAGGCCGAGGGUCUAGAGGGAACUUCCACGGAGAAUCGUGAGACGAUCAUCCAUCAUUCAGAGGCCGAGGGCCUAGAGGAGACCAUCACGGCCGAGGGCCGUGAUACCAUCCUGAUUUGCAGGCCGGCCCCUCAUUGCCGACACUGCCACAUCAUGUUCGGCCUCUCGUCGCCGACAUCAUCAUACCACGACCGGCCUCUCGGCUCGGCGUGCUUAUCUCUUGAAGACCGGCCUCGUCCCCGCCCUCGCGGACGAGGGCCGUUGCUUGAUUCUUUCAGAUCGGCCUCUCGGACCGGCGUGAUUAUCAUUUUCGAAGACCGGCCUCGUCCCCGCCACCUCGCGGACGAGGGCCGUUGCUUGACCAUGUCUUGAUCGGCAUCUCAUGGCCGACAUUAUCAUACCACGACCGGCCCCUCGGCUCGGCGUGUUCAUCCUUUGAAGACCGGCCUCGCCCCCGCACUGCGCGGAUGAGGACCGUUGCUUGGAUUUCAGGUUGGCCUAUCAUUGCCGACAUCAUUAUAUCACGACCGGCCUCUCGGCACGGCGUGUUUAUCUUUUGAAGACCGGCCCCGUCCCCACACCUCGCGGACGAGGACCGUUGCUCGAUUCUUUCAGAUCGGCCGCUCAUUGCCGACACCAUUAUACCACGACCGGCCUCUCGGCUCGGCGUGCUUAUCUUUUGAAGACCGGCCCCAUCCCCGCCACCUCGCGGAUGAGGACCGUUGUUUGAUUCUUUCAGGUCGGCCUCUCACUGCCGACACUAUCAUGUUAUGUCCGGCCUCUCGGCACGACACAUUUAUCUUUUGAAGACCGGUUUCAUCCCCGCACUGCGUGGAUAAGAGCCGUUGCUCGGAUAUAUCGGCCUGACCUGGACACUAUUGCCGUCUCCAUUAUCAGGACCGACUGCUCAGCGACAUUAUGAUCAUUGUAUAUCGGCUCCCAAUGCCGACCUUCUUGAGUUAGCGAUCGGGCUCACCCCUCCCUUCAGGAGGAUGACCAUCGCCUUCGCAUGACGACUAGCGUCUCCAUCGCCUCGUCAUUAUAUUCGUUCGCUAUGCCACCACUAUUAUGUGUGACAUCCCGUGAUCCCUGCGAGUUUCUUGGAUACCGCAUGUCUUCUUCGAUGUAGGAAGAUCGGUAGGACCACAGACCAGGGACGGACUAAGAAGAGCUAGGGAAUCUCGAUGCAGAUAAACCUGUCCCUCCUUGUGAUGUCUGCGGAUACCGAACGUCUCCUCGAAGUAGGGACGCCGGUAGGACCGAGGACCAAGGACGAACGAAGCACCAGGGAAUCUCGAUGCAGAUAAACCUGUUCCUCCUUGUGAUGUCUGCGGAUACCGAACGUCUCCUCGAAGUAGGGACGCCGGUAGGACCAAGGACCAAGGACGAACGAAGCACCAGGGAAUCUCGAUGCAGAUAAACCUGUUCCUCCUUGUGAUGUCUGCGGAUACCGAACGUCUCCUCGAAGUAGGGACGCCGGUAGGACCAAGGACGAACGAAGCACCAGGGAAUCUCGAUGCAGAUAAACCUGUUCCUCCUUGUGAUGUCUGCGGAUACCGAACGUCUCCUCGAAGUAGGGACGCCGGUAGGACCAAGGACCAAGGACGAACGAAGACCAUAGAUUACCUCCCUCAAAAAAAAAAAAAAAAAAAAAAAAAAAAAAAGGGAGAAGAGGAGGGUAGCUCCUAUACGGAAGGGAAUCUUGCCCGGGUGUGCCAGAUCUUCCCCCACCGCCGAAGACGAACGCCUCUCGAUGUAGAGGUUAGUAGAGACGUGGAGGGGGCUAGACGAACCAAGGGAGCCUGCCAAGAUAAACCUGUUUAUCCCACAAAUGACCAUGGAUCGAUGGACGUGGGAUAACAAAGACGGGAACCCGUGAGGGUAAACCAGUUCGUCCAUGCGAGUUCCUUGGGUACCGAACGUCUUCUUCGAUGCAAGAGACGCCGGUAAGACUAAAAGGACCAGGGACGAACGAAAAAGGGAGGGAAUCUCGAUGUAGAUAUACCUGUUCCUCAUUGCGAUGUCCGCGGAUACCGAACGUAUCUUCGAUGUAAGAACGCCGGUAGGACCAAGGACCAAUGACGAACGAAGACCAGAAGACUCCAAAAAAAAAAAAAAAAAAAAAAAAAAAAAAGAUGCCAGAAGAGCACGGAGCAAAGAAUGAUUUUAUCCCUUGGCACUAUUGGCUGUGAAGUACAAACUGAAAAACAUAUGUAAAGAAUAAUUACAAGACUUAAGUACGAAGAAUGAAGUGGCCGACGACGAUCGGCUAACAUCAGGGUUUCUUUUGCCUCGAAUGACGAUUAGCUCCCCAGAUCAGGUAGAAGGGACAUCGCCCAGAUUUAUUUCAGGCUCACCAUUCCUUCCCGGAUGGAGUCCUGGCAGACGAUCGGCUUCUCACAGUCAAUCAGGAGAGAGACUUGACACAUCACCAGCACGGCCGAGGGCCGUGGGACGAUUACCACUCACCGACAGGCCGAGGGCCAUGAGAUGAUCAUCACUAUUUUUCUGUAUCACGGUUCGGCUCGCCCAUUCCCUCCAGGAUGGCGACGACCGUCUUAUGUAGCACGAUCGGCUUCUCAGCGCCAUCGUGUCUCUUUCACGUUCGGAUCGCCCCAUUCCCUCCAGGAUGGCGACGAACGUCUUAUGCAGUGCGAUCGGCCCCUCAGCGCCAUCGUACCUGGCUUCACGGUUCGGCUCGCCCAUUCCCUCCAGGAUGGCGACGACCGUCUUAUGUAGCACGAUCGGCUUCUCAGCGCCAUCGUGUCUCUUUCACGUUCGGAUCGCCCCAUUCCCUCCAGGAUGGCGACGAACGUCUUAUGCAGUACGAUCGGCCCCUCAGCGCCAUCGUACCCAGCUCACGUUCAGCUCGUCCAUCCCUUCCAGGGUGGCGACGAACGUCUUAUGCAUCACGAUCGGCCCCUCAGCGCCAUCGUGUCCAGACUCACGGUUCGGAUCGCGCAUCCCCUCCAGGAUGGCGACGAACGUCUUAUGCGGUACGAUCGGCCCCUCAGCGCCAUCGUACCUGGCGUCACGGUUCGGCUCGCCCAUUCCCUCCAGGAUGGCGACGACCGUCUUAUGCAGCACGAUCGGCUUCUCAGCGCCAUCGUGUCUCUUUCACGUUCGGAUCGCGCAUCUCUUCCAGGAUGGCGACGAACGUCUUAUGCGGUACGAUCGGCCCCUUAGCGCCAUCGUACCUGGCUUCACGGUUCGGCCCGCCCAUUCCCUCCAGGAUGGCGACGACCGUCUUAUGCAGCACGAUCGGCUUCUCAGCGCCAUCGUGUCUCUUUCACGUUCGGAUCGCCCCAUUCCCUCCAGGAUGGCGACGAACGUCUUAUGCAGUGCGAUCGGCCCCUCAGCGCCAUCGUACCUGGCGUCACGGUUCGGCUCGCCCAUUCCCUCCAGGAUGGCGACGACCGUCUUAUGCAGCACGAUCGGCUUCUCAGCGCCAUCGUGUCUCUUUCACGUUCGGAUCGCGCAUCUCUUCCAGGAUGGCGACGAACGUCUUAUGCGGUACGAUCGGCCCCUCAGCGCCAUCGUACCUGGCUUCACGGUUCGGCUCGCCCAUUCCAUCCAGGAUGGCGACGACCGUCUUAUGCAGCACGAUCGGCUUCUCAGCGCCAUCGUGUCUCUUUCACGUUCGGAUCGCGCAUCUCUUCCAGGAUGGCGACGAACGUCUUAGGCGGUACGAUCGGCCCCUUAGCGCCAUCGUACCUGGCUUCACGGUUCGGCUCGCCCAUUCCCUCCAGGAUGGCGACGACCGUCUUAUGCAGUGCGAUCGGCCCCUCAGCGCCAUCGUACCUGGCUUCACGGUUCGGCUCGCCCAUUCCCUUUCAGGAUGGCGACGAACGUCUCUUAUGCAGCACGAUCAGCGCCCCAGCGCCAUCGCGUCUGGCUCACGUUAGGGUCGCCCAUCCCUUUCAGGAUGGCGACGAACGUCUCUUUAUGCAGCACGAUCAGCGCCCCAGCGCCAUCGCGUCUGGCUCACGUUAGGGUCGCCCAUCCCUUUCAGGAUGGCGACGAACGUCUCUUUAUGCAGCACGAUCAGCGCCCCAGCGCCAUCGUGUCUGGUUCACGUUAGGGUCGCCCAUCCCUUUCAGGAUGGCGACGAACGUCUUUAUGCAGCACGAUCAGCGCCCCAGCGCCAUCGUGUCUGGUUCACGUUAGGGUCGCCCAUCCCUUUCAGGAUGGCGACGAACGUCUCUUAUGCAGCACGAUCAGCGCCCCAGCGCCAUCGUGUCUGGUUCACGUUAGGGUCGCCCAUCCCUUCCAGGAUGGCGACGAACGUCUCUUAUGCAACACGAUCAGCGCCCCAGCGCCAUCGUGUCUGGCUCACGUUAGGGUCGCCCAUCCCUUUCAGGAUGGCGACGAACGUCUCUUAUGCAGCACGUCUGCCCCUCGGCGCUGACAUGCCCGGGUUAUCGUUGAGAGCUACCGCUCCUAUCACAUCUUGCAUUCCCUCUCUCAUACAUUGCACCCAUACAUUACAUGCAUUCAUGCAUCAUACCUCAUACAUUCAUACAUACACACGUGCAUCAUGUUUUGACAGUACCGCGACGUCGGUUUAUAGAUGCAUGGACCUCUAAGCUUCUCCGAUUGGAAAGCUCGAGUCAGAGUCCUUUACUCCCGCCUGAUGCAUUCAGGGGCAGUGUGCCCGUGGAGGAGCACCCUUCGCCCGACCCUGUCGGGAAGGGGGGUGCCUCACUGGUAGAUUACGUUCAGGAGUGAUGACACUCACUCAUAUAUGAUGAUUAUGUGAAGACACAGUUUCCAGCAAGACAGAGGAAGAGCGCAGGCAAAGUAUAUUUUCUCGAGCAGAUUCGCGAGCUCACUACUCAAGAAACUGGGGGACUUGUGUUGGGAUAUAUUAUCCCGGCCUAUUACUGUUCAUGAGUCCAAGGCUUUACGUAGUACGGGGCCCGAGCAGCUAGGCCCAUUACGGCCCAUCCGGCCCACUUUAGCCAUUUGGGCCCACUCUGGCCCGUUUGGCCCAUUAGGGUGGAGAGCCCCUUCUCCCCUUCCCCUAUUUAUAGGAGGCUUCCCUCCAUGUUUUGGGGAUCCUCUUUUAGAUUCAUCUUCCUCCUUCUCUUAAACUUAGCUCAAUACUCCAUUAAUGGGAGCUUGUACAAUGUAAUUGUGAGGAGAGUCCUAAUGAGAAAGAGAGGGCUUGGACAUUAGCCUAAAAAGUCCCGUGGUUUUCUCCCUUUCGGGUUUCCACGUAAAAACUGAGUUGUUCAUACACAUUUAUACAUACAUUUACUAUAUUGUGUUGGAUUAAACUCAACA
Molecule: messenger RNA, 6953 nt
Organism: Cuscuta epithymum
Lineage: Eukaryota; Viridiplantae; Streptophyta; Magnoliopsida; Solanales; Convolvulaceae
Source: the annotation of a GenBank genome assembly